Penicillium subrubescens is the source of this 360-nucleotide messenger RNA. RefSeq names its product cupin domain-containing protein. NCBI's taxonomy places the organism in Eukaryota, Fungi, Ascomycota, Eurotiomycetes, Eurotiales, Aspergillaceae. The transcript is spliced from 3 exons. The coding region runs from base 1 to 360 and encodes 119 amino acids. The record is from RefSeq and is a predicted model, not a curated record.
AUGGCCAUUCCAUUCACAUACCACGCCAAGGCACAGUCCACCUUCAAGCCUCCCCUCAUCGCCAACGAGAAUGCCUUCCUAGGCGAUGUGAUCUCUAGCGACAAAGAUAAUGCCGAUAAGCCAAUCUCCUGCGGCUUCUAUCGCCUGGAGAAAGGUACCCCGCUGGUCUAUACCUAUACCUACGAUGAAAUGAAGAUUAUUCUGGAGGGACAGUUUCAAAUUACCGAUGAGACGGGUCAGACGGUGACUGCGUCGCCGGGAGAUGUGUUUUAUUUCCCCAAGGGGGCGAAGAUUACGUUUACGACUGAGAAUUAUGGGUUGGCGUUUUAUACUGGCCAGCGGGCGGAGGGUGCAGCAUAA